Molecule: messenger RNA, 2186 nt
Organism: Globicephala melas (long-finned pilot whale)
Lineage: Eukaryota; Metazoa; Chordata; Mammalia; Artiodactyla; Delphinidae
Gene: BPGM
Product: bisphosphoglycerate mutase
Biological process (GO): glycolytic process
Molecular function (GO): intramolecular phosphotransferase activity
Source: RefSeq, a predicted model, not a curated record
GGACCUGCCCCUUGUGGCUCCGGGGCUAGAAAAGAGAGUCGAUGCCGGCAGCAGUGAUGAGUCUUGGGAGGUAUUGGCGGCUUGGCGGUUCCGAGGAGCGGCUGCUGCUGGUGGCCUUUUUGCAGAUGUAUUGCUGUCACUGAACACUGGCCCAUUGGAAAGCACUAGAGAAGCUCAGCCAUCAGUAUGUCCAAGUACAAACUGAUUAUGUUAAGACAUGGAGAGGGUGCUUGGAAUAAAGAGAACCGUUUUUGUAGCUGGGUGGAUCAGAAACUUAACAGUGAAGGAAUGGAAGAAGCUCGGAACUGUGGGAAGCAACUCAAAGCGCUAAACUUUGAGUUUGAUCUUGUGUUCACAUCCGUCCUGAACCGGUCCAUCCACACAGCCUGGCUGAUCCUGGAAGAGCUGGGGCAGGAGUGGGUUCCCGUGGAAAGCUCCUGGCGUCUCAAUGAGCGUCACUAUGGAGCCUUGAUCGGUCUCAACAGGGAGCAAAUGGCUUUGAAUCACGGCGAGGAACAAGUGAGGCUGUGGAGAAGGAGCUACAGUGUGACCCCACCGCCCAUUGAGGAGUCCCAUCCUUACUACCACGAAAUCUACAACGACCGGAGAUAUAAAGUGUGCGACACUCCUUUGGAUCAGCUGCCACGAUCCGAGAGCUUAAAGGAUGUUCUGGAGAGACUCCUUCCUUAUUGGAAUGAAAGGAUUGCUCCUGAAGUAUUAAGUGGUAAAACCAUUCUGAUAUCUGCUCAUGGAAAUAGCAGCCGGGCACUCCUGAAACAUCUGGAAGGUAUCUCAGAUGAAGACAUUAUCAACAUUACUCUUCCUACUGGAGUCCCCAUUCUCCUGGAACUGGAUGAGAACCUGCAUGCCGUUGGACCUCACCAGUUCCUGGGCAACCAAGAGGCUAUCCAAGCAGCCAUUAAGAAAGUAGAGGAUCAAGGAAAAGUGAAACGUGCUGACAAAUAAAAUCUUUCCCACGUGCUGGCUAGGGAUAGCUGUAGAAGGAGUGGUAUGCGGUGUGUUAUGGGUGCUGAGCUCACUUUUUUUUUUUUUCUCCCCCGCUGAUUUUUCCUGAUUUUUCCAGAUCUAGGCUGUGGGGUAGAGUUUGUAUAAGUAACUAGGUAACUUAUGUUGGCCCAGAUAAAGGCUUUAGGAUGCCUGAGUGCUAAUGUCAUAAGCCUUAUGCGUUAGCCCCUGCCGGCCCCGUUUGAAUUAGUCACUAAGUUAGUCACCAGUGGGGCUUAAUCAAUGUCAUAAGUUUCCAAGAUGGGGGAGCAACAAGUGGAGGUCAAGUUCAAGGUAUUCCUCAUUCAAUAAAUCAGUAUAGAGUGACCACUGACAGGCACUACUUACUCCAAUAAGUAGUUCACAGUUAUAUUUACUGAGACUUUCUAGGAUGAUAAUAAAGGGCAUUAGAUAACACACUAUACUUAAGUAUUUAUUACUAGUCUUUUCCUCUAGGGAGAGGGAUGCUUUGAUAGGUUAAGACCAGAGGCCCAUUAAAUGGGAGAGUCAUGGAUGGAUUCCUCCAAGACAGCCAACAACAAACACCAAGGCCCUUUGCCUCAUGACAUUUGGUGGAAUUCCUCUCUGGCUGCUAGAAUUAGCAGCAUAUAGACAGCUAUAGCUGUUCGUGUUCUCUUUUUGUUUUAUUUUUGUUUUUUAAACUUUAAUUUUGGGGUCUUUAAAAUUAAUUUAAAAAUAAGUUCUGUGACUGAAAAUGGUACCAUCCCAAGAAUUUCCAUGUGAUUCAUAAAUAUUAAGUAUAGGCUGCUGAAUUAUUCUCUGCUCUUAUCUUCCUAUAACACAAAGAGUUGUACUUAUUUCAACACGUAGACAUGCCUAAUUCUCUAAAAAUUGAAGGUCAGGUCGGGGGAAGGUAGAAUAUAGUGGGUGUAAUUUUAUUCACUUGAACAGGGGAAAUGGUAUAUUCGCACUUGUCAUGUACAUUUGUUCUUUAUCUGCGGAGGGCAAAACAUUAUGGUACGUAGUCUGUAGUAUUCAGGGUAGGCCACAGACAGAAUUGACUGCUUAUCAAUCUUAAUGAUAUAGGAUGUUUUUAGAUGCUGGAGAUAGGUAAGUGAUCAUUUCUUUAAGCUACUGCCUUAUUUCAGAGCAAGUGACAUAUAUUUCAGUGAUAAAGUCAUGUAAACAAUUUACAACUAUAAAAGCUGUUACAGAUAUCA